AUGGCCCUCACCCACGUCCCCCCCGUCCUUGUCGACGACCUCAUUCCCAUCAUUCUCGAGUCCGACGACCACUGGUGGCCCCGCGAUUUCCAACGGCUCGCCCUCAUCUCGCCCUCGUGGGUCCACCCGGUCAGGAAGCGACUAUAUGCGCGCCCCUCUCUCCGCUCCUUCCGCGCUUGCAAGCUCUUUGCCCGCACGCUCCAGGAGAACCCAGACCUCCUUCCUUACCUCAGCGGCGUCGACCUCCGCCCCGUCGCCGACGGCCGCAAUGUCCUCGACGAGCAGGAGAUGCACAGUCUCAGGGUCAUCCUCGGCCUCAACGGCCUCCGCGAGGUCACCCUCGGCGGUGAUCUCGCCGUCUCUGCUCAGCAGUUCCUCCACGUCAUGUCCAACACCCGCACCAUAACCUCCCUCCACAUCGACGGCCACUCCGCCGCCGACCUCGACGAUGACUUUUGCCGGUCCCCCAUCAAUCCUCAGUUCCACACCCUUCCCUCGCUCGACUGGGACGACGUUGUCGCCUUCCGAUUCCCCUUCCUCCAGAACCUCACCCUCAGCAACGUCACACUGAGCGUUCACCCUUCCAUGAUGGACCGGCCCGGCGCCCUCGAGUCCUUGGCGCUCAACAACGUCGAGAUCGCCGAUGGAAGUCUCCUUCCCGACCUCCAGGGCGCGUGGGACCGCCUCCGCUCCCUCCGUGUGGUCGGCAAGGCGUCAGACGAGAUGGACGAGAACGUGCGGGCAAUGCUCGAGGUCUGCGAGGGCCUCGAGGAGCUCCAUUACGAGUCCGUCGAGAUGUCCUCCCAUCCUUCCCUCUUCGACGACGACGAGCCCGUCCCGCUCCCCGGUCUUCAAAGGCUGUGCCUCGCCGGCUUCGACGCCAAUCCCCACACAUUGGACGCGAUCGCCAGCGCAUGCCCCGCGCUCACGCACCUCGCCGUCCUCGGCCGCAUGGUCCGCGUGUCCCCCGAGCUCUGGCGCGCCUUCCUCAAGUCCGGGGCCGUUCCCCAUCUGCAGCAGCUCGUCUCGCCCGCAGGGACGAUGGCGCCGCCGUUCACGUAUUGGACGCUGGCGCAGACACAGGAGCUGCGGGACGCUUGCCGCGCUCGUGGUGUUGGUCUAGCAGUCGGAUCUGGAAUAGCCUGUUCAAUAUCGGAUUGA
Epithele typhae is the source of this 1161-nucleotide messenger RNA. RefSeq lists its product as uncharacterized. Bases 1 to 1161 code for a protein of 386 amino acids. NCBI's taxonomy places the organism in Eukaryota, Fungi, Basidiomycota, Agaricomycetes, Polyporales, Epitheliaceae. The transcript has a single exon. The record is from RefSeq and is a predicted model, not a curated record.